AUAUCCCUGAAAGGAUGCUUCAAAACUCCAGACUGGAGCCAGGCAGCGCGUGUGUCUGAGCUGGAGCUGAACGGAUCUACGAAUCUGCCCGGACUAAGCACUGGGACACAUUUUGAUUCUGCAGAACAAAACCCAGAUCUGAGAAGCGUUCUGGUUUUACCUGCUCACUGGAAACAUUUAACCAGGGCUGUCUGUAGCUCAGUGCGCUGCUGAGGGGGAGCCAAUUUGGAGAGGGAAGCGUUUAGAGAACACCUCUCCAGCGCUGAUUGGUUUUUUGUCUGAGGCUAAACUUUCAAAGCGGCGCCAUGGCACCGUUCAUUGAGCCUUUUUUGUUCUUUUUGGUCAUCUUCAAUCCACUUAUCACCAACUCUUUCACGGAAGAAAUUGAGGUUUUGGUGUUUUUGCCACAAAAUGGCUCUUUCCUGUUUUCUCAUGCAAGAGUCGCACCAGCGAUCCGUUACGCACAGGACAGACUGAAGGCAGAAUACCCAGGUUUCCACUUCAACAUCCACUUUGAGAACUCCGACUCAGCCAACCACGCUUUGUUCACGCUGGCGGACAGGUCGUGUAGCCUGAAACCGGACCUUAUCCUCGGUCCAGUACGUGAGUACGAGGCGGCAGGUGUGGUGAGGCUGGCAUCCCACUGGAAAAUCCCGGUGAUAUCUGCAGGUGCUUUGGCCACCGCCUUCAAGAACAAGGAGACGGAGUACUCUCACCUGACUCGGAUCGCCCCGUCCUACUUUAAAAUGGCAGAGACCUUCACAGCGAUGUUCGAGCACUUCACAUGGAAGAGCGCACUGCUGCUAAUCGAAGACGACAUGAAGGAGCGGGAUUGUUACUUCACUUUGGAGGGAGUCUACCAUUUAAUGGACGACUAUAAUGUGGAAGUUGAAAUAAUCCAUGAACAGACCCCUUUCAAUAUAGAAGAAAAAUUCAAGAAUAAUCAGGACAUGGAAGUGGUGAUCAUGUGCGCUGGAGCAGACAGGAUUCGAGAAAUCAUGCUUGCAGCACACAAGCAGCAGCUGACCAAUGGCAGUUAUAUGUUUUUUAAUGUUAAUCUCUUCAAUGUCUCUUCGUAUGGCAAUGGCUCUUGGAAGAGGGAGGAUGAGUUUGACGACGAUGCCAGACAAGCCUAUGCCUCCCUAAACACAGUGACACUACUCAGAACAGUCAAGCCAGAGUAUGAGAACUUCUCCAUGGAGAUGAAAAGAUCCAUAGAGGGACUUGGCCUUCACGACUGCAAUGACUGUGGAAAUGUUAACAUGUUUGUUGAAGGAUUCCAUGAUGCCAUGGUGCUAUAUUCCAUUGCGUUACAUGAAGGCAUGAAGAAUGGAUACUCAAAGACAAACGGUACUGAGAUAACCUCACACAUGUGGAACAGAACUUUUGAAGGAAUUGCUGGCCAGGUAUCCAUAGAUGUCAAUGGUGAUAGAGUCGGCGAUUUCUCUUUGAUGGCUAUGACCAAUAUUGAAGCAGGUAGCUAUGAGGUGGUAGUCAACUACUUUGGGGAAAAUAAAACUUUUCAGCUGUUGCCUGCCUUCAACACUGAUCGUUUCACUCUGAAAAGAAGAAAGGAAGUCCCAAAAAAAGAAAAAGAAGUGGAAAAUCAUUCAUGUGGACUGGGAGUAUCAGCCUUAACUGGAGUCACGGUUGGAGCUGUUCUUGGAGCUCUAAUGCUGAUAGCAUUCUACUUUUUCAGAAAAAACUACAGGAUAACUAUUCAGCGGCGUACACGUGUUGAAGAGUCUGAAUCCAUGAAGCACCAUCAGUUACGAGAGGACUCCAUAAGAUCAAACUUCUCAGCAGCUUAAGGACGAGUCCUGACAGAAGAUUAUAUAUGUGAAUGUGGAUAAAGUUUUUACUGUAUUUUUCAGUGAUUCCAUAUCCGCUGCAAUUUGACAUUUUUUGUUGUAUUUAGGACAGAUUUAUUUUUUAGAACCUGGGACUGUUUUGACAGGUACACACCACAGUCACCUUAGACUUUCCUUAAACACACAAAGAUAAAGUUUGUGUACUGAAGAGUGCUCUAUGAAAAAAAGGUUUUCCUUUUGUGUAUGUGUGUGUUUUCCAUUGCUCAGGUUUUCAGUUUAUGAUAUUAUUAGAAUUUCUUUCUCUCUCUUAUUCUGGUGUAUUGCUCCUGAAAUAUAUUUUAUAAUACACAGAUUUAUUCUCUUCAACUGACUGUUUAAUAAAUUAAAAUUACACUGCCUGUUUCAAACUACAAAAUGUCUAUAUUUAUUUAUUUGCUUAUAGUAAAACUGUAUUGGAACUAACUUGGUUAUUUUAUGGACCUUACCAAGCUCCGCCCACAACCGACCCAUUGUCAUCAAGCAAGGAACAAGUAAUUUCUUUUCUUUUCUUUUUUUUUUUUUUUGCUUUGCUGAUCCAACAGUUAGACAGAUGCCCUAAACUACAGAUACAGCAACACAAAAAUUGCCAUUCUAGAAAUAAAAAUUUAGGAAAUUGUGGUUUGUACAAAGAGAAAAUUAUGCAGUAGUUGUGCGGUCUCACAGUAUAAGUGUUAUUAGCUUCAUUUUCAGAGAGUGGCAUUUAUUGAUUCUCCAAAGCUUGUUUGAGUGUUCUCCGGUUGCUCCUGUUAAACUAUGAUUCACUUACAGUUAAAAUAACCCCAGUCACCUAAACCCCAGCCCUAACAAACCUCUCUGAAGAGUUAUUUUUGAGUCAUACAUAAUAAAUUUGUGACUCAAAAAUGUGGUGAAUAGGCCUGUCACGAUUAAUUGCUGAGCGAUUAAUUGUCUCAAAAAAUUAUUGCGAUAAACGAUAAUA
Molecule: messenger RNA, 2787 nt
Organism: Xiphophorus couchianus (Monterrey platyfish)
Lineage: Eukaryota; Metazoa; Chordata; Actinopteri; Cyprinodontiformes; Poeciliidae
Gene: npr3
Product: natriuretic peptide receptor 3
Exons: 8
Coding region: 306-1811 (501 amino acids)
Biological process (GO): signal transduction
Cellular component (GO): membrane
Molecular function (GO): peptide hormone binding; natriuretic peptide receptor activity
Source: RefSeq, a predicted model, not a curated record